Messenger RNA from Manis pentadactyla (Chinese pangolin), 777 nucleotides. RefSeq names its product melanoma-associated antigen B3-like. NCBI's taxonomy places the organism in Eukaryota, Metazoa, Chordata, Mammalia, Pholidota, Manidae. The transcript has 2 exons. Gene Ontology annotation, cellular component: nucleus. The record is from RefSeq and is a predicted model, not a curated record. Gene Ontology annotation, biological process: negative regulation of transcription by RNA polymerase II.
AUGCCUCAGCGUCGGAAGAGUAAGCGCCAGGGCCGCCAGACACAGCACCAGGCCCAGGGCUCACGCAAAUUUUAUUACGUCAGUACCAUUAUUGACGUGUUGGAGCACUUCCUUGUGCAGAAGUAUAAACUGGAGCAGCCCAUCCUGAAGGAAGACAUGCUGAAGAUUAUUGGCGAAGAGAAUGAAUCCCAAUUUCCAGAGAUUCUCAAGAAAACCGCUAAGCGCAUUGAGAUCCUCUUUGCUCUUGACUUGAAGGAAGGUGACUCACCUAGACCAUGAUAUGACUUGGUCAGCAAAUUGAAGCUCCCCAACAAUGGGAGGGUGCAUCCUGGCAGGGGCUUUCCAAAGACGGGUCUCGUGAUGCGUGUUCUGGGUAUCAUCCUCUUGCACAACGGCUGUGCUCCUGAGGAAGACAUGUGGAAACACCUGAGGAACAUGAGACUAUAUCCUGGAAAGAGGCACUUCUUCUACGGGGAACCCAGGAAGCUCAUCACCCAAACUUUGGUGAGACUCAAGUACCUGGAGUACCGCCAGGUGACUGGCAGUGAUCCCCCUCGCUAUGAGAUCCUGUGGGGCCCCAAAGCCCACGCUGAAACCAGCAGGAAGAAAAUCCUGGAAUUUGUAGUGAACAGCAGGAAAGAAAUUCCCAGUGUCUUCCCAAUCUUUUGUGAAAAAGCCGUGCAAGAUGAGGAAGAAAAAGCCCAAGUCAGAGCUGCAGCCAAUCUUGGCACCACUGGCCAUGCCCAGAAGGGUCUCCCCAGCUCUACUGAAGUCUGA